Molecule: messenger RNA, 798 nt
Organism: Strongyloides ratti
Lineage: Eukaryota; Metazoa; Nematoda; Chromadorea; Rhabditida; Strongyloididae
Product: Methylglutaconyl-CoA hydratase, mitochondrial
Exons: 1
Coding region: 1-798 (265 amino acids)
Biological process (GO): fatty acid beta-oxidation
Cellular component (GO): mitochondrion
Molecular function (GO): enoyl-CoA hydratase activity
Source: RefSeq, a predicted model, not a curated record
AUGGCUGGUAGUUCAAAUAAUCCAUUAAUUGUUGAAAGACUUGAAAAUGAAAAUAAAGGAAUUGUUUUAAUAAAAAUGACAAAUCCUUCUACUAAAAAUGCUCUUUCAAAGUUAAUGGUUAAACAAUUAAUUGAAAAUUUAGAUAAUCUUAAAUUUGACAAAGAAGCUCGUGUAGUUAUAUUAAAAAGUGAUGUUCCUGGAGCAUUUUGUACAGGAGCUGAUUUGAAGGAAAGAAAAUUGAUGUCUCCUGAAGAGGUUCCUAAAUUUGUCGACACUCUACGACAGAUGACUGUUAAAUUUUCUUCACUACCUAUUCCUGUGAUUGCUGUUGUUGAUGGUUACGCUUUGGGUGGUGGUUUAGAAGUUGCUUUAUCAUGUGAUGUUCGAGUUGCUGGAUACAAGGCUAAAAUGGGUUUGACUGAAACUAAAUUAGCUAUUAUUCCUGGUGCUGGUGGUACUCAGAGAUUAUCACGAAUAGUUGGACCUGCCAAAGCAAAAGAAUUAAUCUUAACUGCUCGAAUAAUUGAUGGUAAAGAGGGUGAAAAAAUUGGUCUAGUAAAUUGUUGUGUUCCAAAUCCCGAUGAUGAAGCAUUGGAAAUGGCUAAACAAAUUUUAAAGACGGGUCCUAUUGCUUCAAAAUUAGCCAAACUUGCUAUUAAUGAAGGAAUUGAAGUAAGUUUAAAUCAAGGAUUUACUAUUGAACAACAAUGUUAUGCUCAAGUAAUUCCAACAAAAGAUAGAGUAGAAGCAUUAGCCGCUUUUGCUGAAAAAAGAGAACCAAUAUUUAAGGGUGAAUAA